AUGUCUUACUCUGGGAAUGCUUCGAAUACUUACUCGCGUGGACCUAUUCACUCUGAUGGACACAUCGUAUCCCAAUCACCCAUUGUUACCCCGGCCAGCACCCCUACAGCGGAUCCCAAUUGUCACUCUAUGCCCGAUACUGGCGUGACGAGGACAUAUGAUCUUCAUGUGGCGUACCAGACCAUCGCUCCCGAUGGUGUCACAAGGAACGGUCUCACUAUCAAUGGUCAAUUUCCCGGCCCCCUUGUCGAGGCGAACUGGGGUGAUUGGAUCUUGUGGAGGGUCACUAACGAUCUUACUGACGAGGGAACCACUCUUCACGCUCACGGACUCUUACAGAUGGAAACGCCAUGGUAUGAUGGCGUGCCAGCUGUUGGCCAAUGCCCAGUCACACCCAACGGUGGCUACUAUGAGAUGCUGUUCCGUGCCGACCGUUAUGGUCAUUAUAGCGCCCAGUACUCCGGCGGUGCUCACGGUCCCCUCGUUAUCCACGGCCCCAAGCACGAAGAAUACGACAUCGAUGUCGGUCCAAUCAUCGUCGAGGAUUGGUUCCAUGCCGAUUAUUACACUCUAGUCAACGCUACCAUGAACGGACGAAUCUCGCCAUCGAAUAACAACUUGAUCAACGGGCGCAUGAACUACCCCUGCGACGAGACGUCACUUCCUUGCACACCCAACGCCGGCAUAUCCAAGUUCAAAUUUGAGUCUGGAAAGAAACAUCUGCUACGUCUCAUCAAUGCAGGUGCUGAAGGAAACCAGAAGUUCAGCAUUGACGGACACAUGUUGAAGGUCAUUGCUCUUGACUUCAUCCCGGUCGAGCCGUACAUGACCAACGUAGUCACACUCGCCAUUGGUCAGCGUACCGACGUUAUUGUUGAGGCAAUCGGCAACCCCGGUGACACAUUCUGGAUGCGCUCCCAGCUUGCCCAGGGUUUCCGCUGCACUCUUACCGACGGCAUCUCACCGAACGCUCUUGCGGCAGUCUACUACGAAGAUGCGGACACCGAAGCAAUUCCAGAAUCAACCUCGGACGUCACCCAGGAACAACUUGAGCAGUGCAAGAACGACCCCAUCACCCUCGGCAUCCCGCUUUGCCAGAUCCCCGUGGAGGAACCUGAGCAUGUCGAGCGCGUUGACAUGCGUUUUCAGUCCAACGGCUCGCACUUUGUGUGGUUCAUGAACAACAGUCCAUACCGCGGCGACUACAACGCGCCCAUUCUCCUCAAGGCCAAGCUUGGUGAGACCGACUUCAAGCCCGAGUGGAACGUCUAUGAGUUCCCUAACGCCGAGCACGUCCGUAUUGUUCUUGUGAACCAUGCCAUGAUUGGUGGUCACCCUAUGCAUCUUCACGGCCACGAUUUUCAUGUCCUUGCUGAAGGCCAUGGUGAGUGGGACGGUGUCGUUACCAACUCUGGAAACACCAUCCGUCGUGACACGCACUUGAUGGCAAAUGCCCGUCUUGUUGACAACGUCCCGGAGCCUUCAUACAUGGUGAUUCAGUAUGUGCAGAACAACCCUGGAGUCUGGCCUCUCCACUGCCAUCUCGCUUGGCACGUAAGUGGAGGCUUGUUCAUGCAGAUUUUGGAGAAUACCGACGAGAUCAAGAAGCAGGAUUUUGGAGCAGAGCAGUUCGAUCUUUGUGAUACGUGGGAUGCGUACUCAGCUGUGAACAUUUUGAACCAAAUUGACUCUGGGUUGUGA
Molecule: messenger RNA, 1701 nt
Organism: Pyrenophora tritici-repentis Pt-1C-BFP
Lineage: Eukaryota; Fungi; Ascomycota; Dothideomycetes; Pleosporales; Pleosporaceae
Source: RefSeq, a predicted model, not a curated record